Messenger RNA from Trypanosoma cruzi, 2781 nucleotides. RefSeq lists its product as uncharacterized. Bases 1 to 2781 code for a protein of 926 amino acids. NCBI's taxonomy places the organism in Eukaryota, Euglenozoa, Kinetoplastea, Trypanosomatida, Trypanosomatidae. The transcript has a single exon. The record is from RefSeq and is a predicted model, not a curated record.
AUGGAUUCCCCUGCAAAGGGCGACGCCCGUCAGGGUUUAAAGGGAAGUCAGAAACACAUAGAAUUCCAGUUGCAACGUGAAAAGGCCUACACCCGUGAGCUUCAAGACAAGAUCAAGUCACAGCAAGCUCACAUAGCCAAACUUGACCAAGAUAAAGCGGAGCUAAGACGUGAGCUCAUCACGCUCACUGACGACGAGAAGAAGAAAACGAAACUGGAGGAAAAAUGUCAUGCGUUGCAAAAGGAACUUGCAGAAAAGCAGGCCGCAUUGAUAGUAGAACAAAAACGGGUCACAUCCGCCGAGUGCGAAAAGGAGCAAAUCCGGCGUGAUGCCCACGCUUCCAUAGCAAAAUGGUGUGAGGCUGAGAAACAAUGGAUUGCUGAGAACGAGGCCCUCCAAAAAGAAUUAGACGAUGCAAAAGAGACCCUUGUAAAGUUAAAGGGCGAAUCUGAAGCACUGGCAAACAGUCGCGAUGAUAUAUUGAAACAAUUACAACGUGAAAAAGAGCGUUCUGCACGGCUAGAGUCCACUGCUGCCGUAACUGAGAAGAAGAUAGCUUCUUUGCAUUCUCGUAUUGAGUCAUUACAGAAUGAUAUAUAUACACGUGAUGAAACCGUCUUUAAGUUGGAUGAAGCUGGCAAUAAAUGGCAAGAGAUAUGCCACUCAAAGGACGAUGAAAUUAGAUCUUUGGAAGUACAGAAUAAAAAGCUGUCGGAUAAUAUUGAACAACUUCAAACCACCAUUUCUACGCUUAACCAACGCAUUGAGGCCAUCAAGUUGCUAGGUAUGGAAGAGAAGGGGAGAACCGAGAAGAUUUUAUGUGAUCUGCGUGAGUUUGAACAAGAAAACAAACUUCUUCAAAUGGAGUUGGAAGCAGUUCGUCGUGAUCUUGAACAUGCCUCACAAAAUGCAUCUAAGCAACAGGAAAUGAUAACAGAUCUGCGUGCAAAGCUAGCGGCAUCAGCCGAGCAAUUAAAAGAAAAGAACUCUGAAAUACGAAAGCAGGAACUAACUAUUAGUCAACUCACAGCAGAUUUUAAGCAGGCAGAGCGAGAAAGAACUGAUAAUAGUUAUUUGGCGAGUUCUCUACAAAAUGAGCUACAGAGUCUACGCAAUGCAUUUGAAGAGGCACAAUCUUUGGUAAAAUCCCUUCAGGAAGAGAAGGCAUUAAUUGAAGUUGAAUUGCAACGGGCGAAAUUAUCACAUGAAGCAAAGGAUGAAGCAGUUGUAAUUAUGAAAUCUGAACUUGAAGAUAGGAUCGAGGGUCUUUUUCUCGAUAUCAAAAAUCUUGAGUCAGAGGUAAUUGCAAGACAAGAAAUGAUCAACAACAUAACAAAACAGUUGGGUGACGCGAAUACCAAGAAUGAAAAGCUUCAUGGAAAGGUUCUACAAGGCUCUGACCUUUUAACACAGCUUCGCAAUAAACUUGAGGAACUACAGAAAGAGAUAAAUAAAAAUCGUUUUGAAAAUUUUUUUCACGAGGAAGCCAUGGCCAGGUCCAAGGUACAGGAACAAUACUUUGGAGGUAUGCAGGAUAUUAUUUUGCUGCUCAGUGGGGAGAAUGGCGCCUUAUUGACACGAUACUUUAAUGAAAUCUGUCGAUUAGAUAACGUUACCCGGGUAUUGGAUGCUGAAAAGGUCGCCGCAGGGCAAAAAUCAGAUAAAAUGAAGGUUAAUCUUGAAGAAGAACUCCAAAGGCUGAAAGAGCGUGAAAUAAAACAAACUCAUGCAAUCGAAACAAGAAAUGUUGAGAUUGCAGCACUUCAAGAAAAGGUAGGAAAACAUGAGGAAAGCCUCAUAUUGUUGAGGAGUGAAGUUGAGGCACAGCGCAAGCGGUGUGAAGAAUUUAAAAAUAUGAACACGUUGCUAUCCGAUAAGAUUGUUGACGCGGAGAAUCUUCUACAAGAAAUGUCAACUGCCUCCGAGAAGCAGAUUUAUUUUUCACACUAUUUCACAAGACAGCUUGAUGACACCGCAGGGUUACUGAUGUUUUUUUCUGAGCAUUAUGUGAAUUGGAUAUUUAAAAAAGUGAAUAUUGUUGUCAUGGAAUUUGAUAAGGCCUAUGCUAAAGAAAACGAGAGGGUUUUAGAUGCCCUGAAUCAUUUAAGGAAAGUACAGGAAGAAACCAAGGAAAGAUAUACAAAUCUUCAAAUGAAGUUAAACGAUGCAGAGUUUCGUCUGGGAGAAAGAGAGAAGGCUUCCGUUGAGAAAUUUGAGAACUUCCUAUCCGAAAUCCGUCUUAUUGAAAAACAAAGAGACGUUGCAGAGAAAAUGAAGAAGGAUAUAUUGCGGAAAUUGGAUUCUGUGAACGAUCAACACCUUGCCGAGAUAAAUAAAAAAGAUGAACAGAUACAUGAACUUCUUGUGAAUUUGGAUGCCGAAAAGCACAAAAUUCAAACUGUUGAAACAAAGUUUCAGAAGCUUCAGAAAAAAUUUGAUUACGAAGUUGAACGAAAGAAGGAGUAUAAACGGGCCUUGGAAGAGGUGAAGGCGAAGCGUGAGGAGGCAGAGAGAUAUCGAGCAACUGAAAAGGAUUGGGCAAUGAAGGCUAUUCACCGCGCAAAUGAGGAAGUGAACUAUUGGGUAAGAAGCUUUGAGAAGCUGAAAUCUAUGUUGGACGAAAUAUCCAGGAGAUCAGGUACACAAGUCUCUGCUGUUGAUCAAGCGAUGAUUAAUAGCUUUGAGGAGGCAAAGAAAAGAAUUGUACUACGCGAUCAAGUGGUUAACAUCGUUUCUUCCGAGGAAGAAAUUCACAAGGGGAAACGCAGCAGAAUAGAAUAG